Messenger RNA from Perognathus longimembris pacificus (Pacific pocket mouse), 2196 nucleotides. RefSeq names its product collagen alpha-1(III) chain-like. The transcript is spliced from 7 exons. Lineage: Eukaryota; Metazoa; Chordata; Mammalia; Rodentia; Heteromyidae. Bases 1 to 2196 code for a protein of 731 amino acids. The record is from RefSeq and is a predicted model, not a curated record.
AUGGCGGCGGCCGGGGCGCGCCGGGCGCGGGGUACGAGCGCUGGGCUCCGCCCGCUCCGCCACCGCGCGGCCGCCUGGCCGCCCGCUCCGGCCUACUCCGCGCCGCCGCCGCCGCCGCCGCCCGGGCGCCUCCGGCUGCGCCCGAGGGGCCUGCGCUCCCGGCGGGCCCCGCGCGUGGCUGGUGGCAAGACUGAUGGGCGGGGCGGAGUGCGCGUGCGCAGGAAGGGCGGGUCGUUGCUGUUUGCAAACGGGGAGGCGGGGCGGAGUCUGGGGGGCAAGCUCCUCCCUCCGCGCGUGUCGGCCCCGCCCCCGCCCGGGCUCGGGGGGCCCGGGCCGCUUUUCCGAAGUGGCGGGACGCGGGACGGUGCCCGGUGCUGGGCCGGGGGCGCCCCGGACCCUCACCCACCCCCGAGGGCAGGGCCGGGGGGGACAGCGCAGCCGGGCCUGGGCGCCCGCCCUCCGGAGCGCGGCCCCGGGACCCCACACCGCAGCGGCCGUGCCCCCCGAGGAACCCCGGCGCGCCUCGGCAGCGCGGUGCCCGGCGCUCGCGGCCGCGGCGCUCGCGUGGACGGCUGUGGGAGGGUCGUCGCGGUCGCGUCUCACGGACCCCCGCUCAGGAGCCGGGCACAUCAUGAGGUCCCGGCCGGUGGUGGCGACCCGGACACCGCUGUGGGCGGUGAGCAGCGCGUGGCCCACGGGACGCCGAGCGCCCACGCCGGGGACGGCUGCCGCGCCGAGACGCGUGGGGAGUGCCUGAGUGUGGCUCCGACCGUGCCCAGGACAGCCUGCCGCCGUGCCGCGCGGGCCUGCGCCCCCGGGGCGCCCACCGGGCCCAAGUGCCCGGCGAGCCGGGCUGCAGGGAGGCUCCCCACUCAGAGGCUGACCGUGCUCAGCGAGCCGGGCUGCAGGGAGGCUCCCCACUCAGAGGCUGUGGGUCCCCGGGGCGCCCACAGGACCGUGCUCAGCGAGCCCGGCUGCAGGGAGGCUCCCCACUCAGAGGCUGACCGCGCCCGGCGAGCCGGGCUGCAGGGAGGGUCCCACUCAGAGGCUGUGGGUCCCCAGGGCGCCCACAGGACCGUGCUCAGCGAGCCCGGCUGCAGGGAGGCUCCCCACUCAGAGGCUGUGGGUCCCCGGGGCGCCCACAGGACCGCGCCCGGCGAGCCGGGCUGCAGGGAGGCUCCCCACUCAGAGGCUGUGGGUCCCCGGGGCGCCCACAGGACCGCGCCCGGCGAGCCGGGCUGCAGGGAGGCUCCCCACUCAGAGGCUGUGGGUCCCCGGGGCGCCCACAGGACCGUGCUCAGCGAGCCCGGCUGCAGGGAGGCUCCCCACUCAGAGGCUGUGGGUCCUCGGGGCGCCCACAGGACCGCGCCCGGCGAGCCGGGCUGCAGGGAGGGUCCCCACUCAGAGGCUGUGGGUCCCCGGGGCGCCCACAGGACCGUGCCCGGCGAGCCGGGCUGCAGGGAGGCUCCCCACUCAGAGGCUGUGGGUCCCCGGGGCGCCCACCGGACCCAAGUGCUCAGCGAGCCCGGCUGCAGGGAGGCUCCCCACUCAGAGGCUGUGGGUCCCCGGGGCGCCCACCGGACCGCGCUCGGCGAGCCGGGCUGCAGGGAGGGUCCCACUCAGAGGCUGACCGCGCCCGGCGAGCCGGGCUGCAGGGAGGCUCCCCACUCAGAGGCUGUGGGUCCCCAGGGCGCCCACAGGACCGCGCCCGGCGAGCCGGGCUGCAGGGAGGCUCCCCACUCAGAGGCUGUGGGUCCCCGGGGCGCCCACAGGACCGUGCUCGGCGAGCCGGGCUGCAGGGAGGCUCCCCACUCAGAGGCUGUGGGUCCCCGGGGCGCCCACAGGACCGUGCUCGGCGAGCCGGGCUGCAGGGAGGGUCCCCACUCAGAGGCUGUGGGUCCCCGGGGCGCCCACAGGACCGUGCUCGCUGCUGCGGUCCCCUUCACCGGCCCCUCCUCUACCAGCUCGUUCCCAGGGAAAACCUCAACCAUAGGCCGGGGCAAGGCUGUCUGGGCACCGCCUGGAACCGGGGGCGGGGACGAUUUGAUCUCCUCCCCAGGGGCCUGCACAGGUGAAGGUGGCACUGCUGGUAUGAAUGAGGCCUACCGGGAUACAGCCACCCAACAGGUACAGGUGGACUUUCAGAGGCCAUUUGGCUGCCUUGGCCAUGACUUGGCCACUACUUACAUGAGCUAA